Molossus molossus (Pallas's mastiff bat) is the source of this 381-nucleotide messenger RNA. RefSeq names its product small nuclear ribonucleoprotein G-like. The record is from RefSeq and is a predicted model, not a curated record. Gene Ontology annotation, biological process: spliceosomal snRNP assembly; mRNA splicing, via spliceosome. Gene Ontology annotation, cellular component: P granule; U2 snRNP; U1 snRNP. The transcript is spliced from 3 exons. Lineage: Eukaryota; Metazoa; Chordata; Mammalia; Chiroptera; Molossidae. Gene Ontology annotation, molecular function: RNA binding; structural constituent of chromatin; DNA binding. Bases 1 to 381 code for a protein of 126 amino acids.
AUGAGCAAAGCUACCCCUCCCAAGUUAAAAAAUUUUGUGGACAAGAAGUUAUCGUUGAAAUUAAAUGGUGGCAGACAUAUCCAAGGAAUAUUGCAGGGAUUUGAGUCCUUUAUGAAUCCUGUGACAGAUGAAUGCGUGAAGAUGGCAACUAAUGGGCAACAGAACAAUAUUGAAAUGGUAGUAAUACCAGGAAAUUCCAUCAUCAUGUUAGAAGCUUUCGAACGAGUAUCAAGAAUGGCUCAAGAAAUUGCUCAGGACUUCAAAACAGAUCUACACUUCCAGAGUGCAGCUAUUGGUACUCUGCAGGAGGCACGUGAGGCCUAUCUGGUUGGCCUUUUUGAAAACACCAACUUAUGUGCAAUAUCCAUACCAAACAUGUAA